Juglans microcarpa x Juglans regia is the source of this 2996-nucleotide messenger RNA. Its product is annotated as ankyrin repeat protein SKIP35-like. The transcript has 3 exons. NCBI's taxonomy places the organism in Eukaryota, Viridiplantae, Streptophyta, Magnoliopsida, Fagales, Juglandaceae. Bases 881 to 2728 code for a protein of 615 amino acids. The record is from RefSeq and is a predicted model, not a curated record.
GUGGGUUUUCCUUCACCCCAUCUCUCUCUCUCUCUCUCUCUGCAUUUCUGUUGAUCAGGUUGGCUGUCUAUUCAUUUCUCAUCACUCUUUCUCCUUCUCUCUAAUAGUAAUAGUAAUACGUAAUACAACUAUUUAUGCACUCGCGUUUUUCCUUUUUUGGCCUGUUCUCUUUCCUGAAUUUUCUCGCUUUCCAAACGGGCUCUGUAUUAAUCACUCAGAAACAAUAUCUGGUUUGUUGUGAACCAAAAUAGUUUUUGUUGGUUUAGGGUUUGUUCUCGAUCUCUACAUAUGCUUCUGGAAUUCCCGUGGAUUCAUUCAAGGAGUGGUUUCUAGGGUUUUCUGCCGAUGCAACUGUGGGUCUGAUUUCCAUGCCUACUCUGGUGGUCUGAUCAAUGCUAUUUUGAUGGGUAUGGCUGUUUGAUUUGCCUUUCUUUCAUGGGUUUGAUUGCUUUAAACGAUUUGAUGCUUAUUGAACACUGAUUUGGAUUGUGUCAGAACACCUGGAUAUAUGUAAUUUGGCUAUAUAUAUAUAUAUAUAUAUUUCGCUUUUGAGUAAUUUGUGGAAGUGGGAUUUAACUUUUGGAUUUCCUGGGUUUUGGGUCCUUUUUUCUUUUGAGUUCUAUGGGAUUUUGAUUCAUGUUCUGUUCACCUGGAGCUCAUUUUAGUAGCGUUUGAAGGAAAGAGUGGACCUUUCUAGGGUUUGGGUUUUGUUAUUGGCACAUCUUGGGUUGAGAUUCUGAAGGAAGAAUUUUUCUCGGGGGUUUAGUUAUUUUGUGAUGUGUCCUGUUGUGCUUUUGGAGUAUUGAGUAUCUUCUUGAUUAGAGUUUUUCUGCUUAAUUAGGGAGGGCAGAGAAUAUAUUUGUUUGUGUAGAGGGUAAGGAUGAAGGCGGCGUCCGUGGUGGGGAGUCAGGAAAAUAGAAGUGAGGACCCCAUGUUUUUGGAAAUGGAAACUGAAAAAAAUGGGAUUGAUAGUCCGAGGAGUGACUUAGAGCAAGGAGAGAGAAGUAAUGUGGUAUUCUCUAGAGAAGGGCCUCUUGUAAUGAAAGAAUCCAGAUUAUCCAGUGGUUGUUGUUGCAGUGUCAAGAAGCUUAAAUCCAGGAUGAUUGCAACAGAAUCCGAGGUUGGAAGCCAUGAGAGAUUGGGGCAAGAGAAGAAGCUCAGUAGACAAGACAGGAUUGAGUUGGGUCGGUUGUUUCAGGAUGCUGUGAGUUCUCAUGAUUGGGAGCUUGCAGAGAGUUUGAUCUUCUUGGCAGAUCCACAAACCCUUAAUGAUGCCUUGUGCAUAACACUGGACUCCAUCUGGUUCCUGAGCACAAAGCAAGAGCUUCAUGGGAUAACAGGAUUGAUUAAGAAGAUCAUUUCAAAUGGUGCUUAUGACUUUACAAGAGCUGCUUUGAGGACUUCAUUUCUUGCUUCAUGUGUAUCCGCCUGCCAGAGCCGAACAAUGAGUCUUGCUGAUACAGUGACUGUAAUGGCUCAAAGGUUGCAUGAGCGUCUGCAGGAGUGUAAUGGAGAUGAGGUCUUGAAGGCAGAAGCCGGUGCUAAGGUUCAAAAGUUUACUGAAUGGGCUCUGAAAUGUAUAGGUUUCCAUUCACGUUGCCAAGGCAAUAAGGAUAGAGUGAGUCACUGCUCAGCUGUUGAGAUCCAACUCCAGUUAUCUGGUUUCAAGACAUUUUUAGAUCUUGCUGGCAACCAACUUACUGGGAAGGACUUUACGGAGGCCUUUGAUGCAGCUUGCUUUCCCCUUACCCUCUUCUCUAGCUCAUUUGAUCCUGGAUGGGCAACUGGGAUAUCAGCAACUGCAAUCCAAGGAUUGCUGGGCGUGUUGGUUGAGGGUGGUGCAGACAAUGUUAAUCAGUGUUUCCUUGAAGCCUCACGGUUUGGGAGCACAGAACUUGUGCGCAUUUUAUUGCAGAUUGCCCAAAGAAACAGCCUGGAUGUUGAUGUUGACCUUGCUUUGGGCUUUGCCUCCCACUACUGCAAGAUUGGCACAAUGGAAUGUCUGGUGGAAGAGGGUAAGGCCAUCGCUUUCUUGGGUCCUUUGAUGAGAGCUGCUGAGAGGGGUUGUCUGCAAGUUGUUGAGUGGUUUGUGAAAAGGCAAUGCCGAGACAUGGAGCUUUGUCUUGCCCUCACAGCUGCCACUUCAAGCAGUCAAGUAGGUAUUGCCGCCUAUCUUCUCCCUCACGUUCCUCAGCAUGUACUUGCAGCACUCAGCAUCGAGAUUCUCAAGGCUGCUGGUGAACGGAGUGGUGGGUCCCUUGAUGGUGUAGCAUUUCUUCUCCGCUCAGACUUCUUGGGUGAUCCAGCAGCUACCUAUGCUGUUGCAGACAGUAUCGCAAGGUCUGAUGAUGAGGCCGUAGCGCCUGAGCUAAGGUCAUUUCUUCGAGAGAAUUGGUCAGAGGCAGCUUUCUUGGAUGGACAAAGGCAAGGACAAGAACAUUACAUGAACCUUGUGAGGAUUUUGAAGUGGGGUGGAUCUCCUAUAUGCUUAAGAGAUCUUCCAGGCCCUCUGAGGGUGGCAAUUGCUUACCUACCAGUGUAUAGGGAAUUUAUCAAGGCAGGUGGCUGUUUGAUGUCCCAGAGGCUAAGAGGCCAGUUUGUUGAAGCAGUUAGAAGGCUUGGAGGAGGGGUGCUAGAAGAGGUGAACCAGGGCAGAGAACUCGUGGCUGUUUUGGAGCAUCAUCUUCCUCCAUUUUUGGUCCAAGAUUUUGCCCGCGGAUCUAUAUGAUUUUUGGUUCAAAGCUAUAUGUGCCAUAGAUAAGUAAUAAUAUGCUCUCUUGCUGAGGUCUAGUGAUGGAAGUUAUCAAGGUUUGCCAAUUUUCUUUCCAUCAUAUGUGGGUUGCCUUGCAUCUUAAGGUCUCCCUGCACACUUCAUAUGUGGCAUGUAAUGUAUAAUCUUAAUUAAUAUCGCAUGUGCAAGUUGAUCCGUGGUGUAAGACACAGUUCAACUAUUCUCAAAGGUGUUGGAAAUAUAAUGGUUGUGUAUAUUGGCUAUA